This is a messenger RNA of Cicer arietinum (chickpea), 394 nucleotides long. The record is from RefSeq and is a predicted model, not a curated record. Lineage: Eukaryota; Viridiplantae; Streptophyta; Magnoliopsida; Fabales; Fabaceae.
AUGUCCAAGCCAGUCAGGCCCAGCAAGAGCUGGCAAAAAGUGUCCAAGAGCUGGCAAAGAGUGUCCGAGAGCUGGCAAAAAGUGUCCGAGAGCUGGCAAAAAGUGUCCGAGAGCUCACAAAAAGGGUCCGAAAGCUGGCAAAAAGUGUCCGAGAGCUCACAAAAAGGGUCCGAAAGCUGGCAAAAAGUGUCCGAGAGCUCACAAAAAGGGUCCGAAAGCUGGCAAAAAGUGUCCGAGAGCUCACAAAAAGGGUCCGAAAGCUGGCAAAAAGUGUCCGAGAGCUCACAAAAAGGGUCCGAAAGCUGGCAAAAAGUGUCCGAGAGCUCACAAAAAGUGUCCGAGCCAGCCCGGGCACACCCUAGUCAUGACCUGCGAUUCAUCAACCCAAUAUUAA